UUACAAGUUAUUUGCCGGUUGUCGGUAUUACGUCUAUGUACCGAUAUUGAAUAUCACCGCAUUGUGACAAGUGUGUUUUUACUCUGAAAUAUUGUUCAACUAUAUUAGCAGUGCUGAACCAUUCAAGGGACUUGGAAUAAAGUGAAUUAAUCGGACUUUUCGUUGGAUCUUGGGUGAAACCUCGUUUAAUUUGCUUAAUGCUGUUGAUUAGUCGAUUCAAUAUGGAAGGUCCUAGAUCCGUUCUUGCGAUCAUGGAGGUCCUCACUGAAAAAGUCAACCGUGGAUCGUUCAAGCUAUGGCCCCACUCACUUCAUCUCAGUUGUUGAUGCUGAGCGUGCCAGCCGUCGCCGUUCUACUCAAUUAUUUGUGGUUCAAAAGGAGGAGAAUUGGAGCACCAAGUGACCCUGGUGACAAGGAAACGCCUAAAACUGACGCUUCCGUUGAGACUGUGAGAAAUUCAUCUGUACCUCUAGACAUUGAAUCGAAAUCGUCGCAAAGCAAGUGCAUUUCGAAUAACGCUAAAGAGUCAUCGUCAGCUCCCUUCCAGAAGAUCUCCCAAGAACUGUCUUGCGUCGAGGAUAGCCCGAAUAGAGGCUUCAGUCGCUCGUUUUCGGCGCCAAUUCCGAUAGUUUUGCCAAAAGAACUACGUCUGACCAGAACUUUGAACAUUUCUGACGAAGAGUUGGAUCAACAAAUCGAAAAACUUAAAUCGUCUGUGAAAAAGACCGAUCCCUUUGAGCUUAUAAACUUGGGAAAAAGCUCAGGUAGCACUUCUCCCUCCCAGAAGUCGAACGGCCAGAAUUCUAUUCUACCAAGUAAUCAUCUGAAUACCCCAGAAAUUAUAAAAGUUCGUGACACAGACGGUACACCUACCAAAGUCUCUAACCAGAGUCUAGAAGUAGUCGUUUGUGAGAAUAUUGUUGAAGGAAUUGACAAAAAUAUCUCAAAUUCUCCCUGUGUAGAAGGAGAGGAAGAACUUACCCUUGAGCAAGAAGAUAAGGUUGACUGUUGCCAAGAGACUGGUGAAAAAAUUGUAGCCAACGAGGAAACCCAACUAGAUACUGAUCCUCUCUGCCAAGAAAUAUCUGCAGAAGACAUCCCAGAAGAAGAUAAAGAAUCUUGCAGAGAAAAUACUGAAGAACUCGUCCAAAUAGUUCAACAAGAAACAGUUCCUCCAUCUGAGAAAACAAUUCUUGAACAGGCUACUCCUUGUGAAGAAAUGACGUCCACUAGCAAUAAAGAAAUCUCCGAAGAUUCUCCUCACUCCCCGUGUAUAGAAAACAUGAAUUCUGUCGACAAUACAGAUUCAGUACAGCAAUCUCCUCCCACCUUAAUUCAAAAAGUUGAUGCAUUCGUUUGUUCUCGAAGCACUGAGGUAACAUCAUCUGUUGAAGAAUUAACUAUCGCUGAUAAUGUAGAUAAGACACUCCCGGUAGAAAGACAUUGUUCUGUUGAAGAAAAAACUAGCUCUACUGAAGAGAGACAUAGCUCUACAGAAGAAGGACCCGCUUCUGCAGAUCGAGUAUCUGGCACCGGCACAGGGGCAAUUCCUAAAAAGAUAAAGAAGAAGAAAUUCAAGAAACUUGAUUGUGAUUUGAAGGAUUUAGGAAAAAAAUUGAGGGAAAAAAAAGUACACCCCAAAAACGAAGUGCCAGAGAAAAGGAUAGAGGGGCAAAAGAGCAGGAGCGACAGUGGUUGCGAAAGAGAAGAGGCAAAUGCACACAGCAGUGGCAGACAAUCGGCUAAUGAGAGUCCUUCUGAUGCAAUGAUGGUUCCUAGUAGUUCACUCAGCAGUUUGAACGAGAGCGAGGGUUCCAAUGACAGUGGAAAAGGUUGCAGCGAUGUUAUAACCCCUCCACCACAAACAAAUGAACCCCCAGUAGAAAAUGUUCGAUCAUUUUAUGAAUUCUUAAUUAACAAGAGUCUAGUCGGUAAACUUAUUGGAAAACGAGGAUCUUUUGUUAAUUCAGUUUACACAAAAACAAAUGCUCAUCUUGUUGUGAAAGGUCACCCUUAUGAUGAUGAACAAAAGGUUUGCAUUGUGGAGGGAACGAAAGAAUCAAUUGCUAAAGCUAUGAGGAUGGUAAAACAAAGAUUUCCAAAAGAAAAACUAGAACCUUUCCUUCCACAAGAUCGUAUUCCCCCAUCUAUGAGAAUAGAUAAUUUCGUAAGUACUUUGACCUUACCUGGCGGAUUAAAUUUGGAGACACAUGUGUGUUCUGUGGUUACUCCAAAUCACCUCUUUCUUCAACAGCCUGGCCACCCUACAUACCCGAACUUUCUCUAUAUGCAUAAUCAGAUAAAUAUUCUGUACAGCAGUGAAGAUGUACCGCUUUUACCAAAACCUGUGGAGGAAAAUGUACUGUGUGUAGCCUUUGUUUUACAAUGUUGGACAAGGGUAGUGGUUAUAUCUGCAGACCAAGAAACUGAGACAGCCUACGUGAAAGGUCUGGAUUUCGGUGGAUAUUUCUAUGUACAUUUUAGUUGUAUGAAGCAAAUCCGACAAGACUUUUACCUAUUGCCCUUCCAAGCUGCCGAGUGUUUCUUAGCUAAUAUUGAGCCAGUUGAUGAUGAAUGGCCUGAGGAAGCAUUUUCAUUAGUCCGAAGUUUGACUAAUGGAUUUAUGGUGUACACACAUGUAGUUGCACUGACAGAUGAAAAUAUCCCUAUAGUUAAUUGUCAAGUACUCAUUGAUAUGAAGCCUAUUUGGAUAAAUAAAGAACUCGUGAAACGUGGCUAUGCCAGAUGGAUUGAAGAAAAACCAGCAUUGGAAACCAAUGAACUUCCUGCUGAGGGAUGUUGAUUAUAUCCAGCAAACUUGAGGAUGUCAAAUGUGAAAGGUAAUCUGAACAUACCGUUAACAGGUGAUACUAAAGUUUGAUUUGGUAAUUGAUCUCUACUCAAGUUUAGCUCAACUUUUAUCCAUCAACUGAACUGAAUUACAUCAGUUUCUCAUCAUUUUGUAUAAAGCUCUCGCUAAUAUUUGACUAUUCUUCGAUAUUAGGUUAAGAUAAUUGACUGAAAAGUUUAAUAAAAUGUUGUUGAUAAUUUUUAAAUGAUAUAUAGAUUUCUCGUUGCGUUGUUCUAUUUUUAUUUGAUUAUUGAGUAAACUUACAUUAAUUCAAUAUUUAAUAAUGUAAGAUAUCUUAGCUAAAUAACUAUUAAGGUCAUGUAGUCAUGGUUUUAAUUGUAUAUUGUGAUUUAGUGAUUAAUUUCAUCGUUACAUAAUGAGUCAUUUUAUAUUAAACUACGAUUUUUUUGUAUAUUGAGUUGAAGCAAUAUCAUGAGUUAGUUUUUUGAUGCUUGUGGCAAGUAUCGGUAGGUUUUACUACUAUUUAUUCCUUAUUUUAUCGUUUUGUCAAGUUCAACUGUAAAGUGAUGUUUGUAUAUUCUGAAUAAUUUGAAAUUAUUCCGCGUUUAAAUUCUCAGUUUUUCAAUCACUCCUUGUCUUAUGGAUGAGAGUGGAAAAAAGAGAAUAAGAAUGAUUUUUUAAGGAUUGACAAGGAAUAACAUAGACUUUCCUCACUCAGUUUGUGUGGUAUACAUAUGCUCAAAAAUAUUUGUGAAGCUUCUUUGUUUCAAAAAUCAAAUUUGAUGAUAUAGCUUAUGGAAAACUGCCAAAAAUAGAGUAUUUUUUCAAUUUUGAUAAUCGUGAUGAAAAAUGAGUAGUUGGUAACAAAGUGAUCUAGUUAAUCUCGACGACAAUUCAUUCCUUUUUAUGCCAUUUUUUGCAUCAACAAAUGAUGGUUUUCAACUUUAUUUAAUUUACAAUAGUCUUCCAGAAACAGAGAUUCCUCAUUUCGGUAAACUGGUAAAUGAAACUGCAUGUACAUAUUGUACCUAAAAAUGUUUUGAUUAUAAAAAUGUAUACUAGCUAUACAAUGUACAUUGAUUGUAUUGGGGUUAAAUGAAUUAUUUUUGACAUUUACCAUUUCUUAUAUAUCUGAAUCUACGACAUACAAAAGAAAUUUAUUGGAGAGAUACUAUUUUUGCUAAAAUACUUCAGAGUUAUUGCAUGAUAAAUCUUGACUGUGUAUGUUGUUGGUUUAGAUAUUAACGAUUAUUUAUUCCGCUUUCCAGUAGUUUAGUUUUUUUUCUGCAUAUGAUUAUUUUCCUGGAAUUUAUAUGGGUACUGUUUAAGUAUAUUUUCUCCUACUAUUCUGAAUAUUUUGUACAUAGGGAAUUCUUUUAUAUAUUAUGUAUAUGUUUUUUGACUAUGAAUUAGAUAAUAAACUUUACCCCAAAA
This is a messenger RNA of Coccinella septempunctata (seven-spotted ladybird), 4246 nucleotides long. It is a transcript of the gene spoon, whose product is annotated as KH domain-containing protein akap-1. The transcript is spliced from 8 exons. Gene Ontology annotation, molecular function: RNA binding. Lineage: Eukaryota; Metazoa; Arthropoda; Insecta; Coleoptera; Coccinellidae. The record is from RefSeq and is a predicted model, not a curated record. Bases 296 to 2803 code for a protein of 835 amino acids.